Messenger RNA from Dinoponera quadriceps, 2654 nucleotides. RefSeq names its product fasciclin-3 (gene Fas3). Gene Ontology annotation, molecular function: cell adhesion molecule binding. The record is from RefSeq and is a predicted model, not a curated record. Gene Ontology annotation, cellular component: cell-cell junction. The transcript is spliced from 10 exons. Bases 278 to 1861 code for a protein of 527 amino acids. NCBI's taxonomy places the organism in Eukaryota, Metazoa, Arthropoda, Insecta, Hymenoptera, Formicidae. Gene Ontology annotation, biological process: cell-cell adhesion.
CUUCGCGCGCCGAGCUCUCCGGUCGCUCUUGACAAACUUCACACGGUGUGCCCGUAAAAUCGACGAGAUCUUGGCUUCGAUUUCGCAUCCGAAUCCGAACAUUUACCGGCGUUUAGAUCGCGCGCGAUCCCGCGGACGGACGUCCGCCGAACGAGCUUACUCACUCUCCGAUUUCGCCGAGUUCUGGUGUCGUUUUCCCUCCGCGGCCGCGAAACGCCUCUUCUGCCGAGUUCGCGAUCGGCGUCGGUCGGAGUUAUCGCGAGUGUUUUUUUGUGUGAUGUGCACGGAAGAAGCUACCAACCGCCGUAAGAUGAUGCUGACGACGACGACCACCGUCGCCUGGGCCUGUUUCCUCGCCGUGCUGUGCGCGACGACGGUUAAAGCGAAGUCAACGAGCCCGGAGAUAAUUAUCGAGCCACACAACGUAACGGCCGUGCGGGUCGGCAACAGUUUGCAGAUUAUGUGCCGAGUUCCGCAGCCGAUUCUCGUUUGCCGUGUGGAAAUACCCGGAGAGGGAAACGCCAUCCUUCUGUCUCCGGGACAACUAGCGGAAGACGGCAUCGAAUAUUACGGCGCUGGCUUCGACAAAGGUCACUGCGGCGUCAGAAUUGCCAGAGUGAAAGAAACGCACGAUGGUCUCUUCAAGUGUUCCGUGGCGACGACCAAUUCUCGGCAGGAGAUCAACGCGGGUUUGAACAUCAUCGUCGCGAAACCACCCAAAGAAAUCUUUCUUAAAGCGAGCAACCUUAACAGGGGUGGAAGCGCACACAUAAAAGGAGAUCAGAUUAUAGUGAGCUGCUACGCUCCGAAUGGACGACCCGCGCCGAAUAUAUCGAUAUAUCUCGGUAACGAUUUGCUGGAUGAAACACAGCAAUACGAACAUUCCAUACAACCAACGGGCAUAAAGAACGUUACGCACGUUUUGGACUGGAAGGACAACGGAAAGACAAUACGAUGCGUGGGCAAUCACAUCGCUCUCGAUAAGCCCUUGGAAGCUAGCAUGCUGCUGGAUGUACAAUUUCCGCCACAGCCGAGAACAAUCUUCGAGCGGUUUGGAUACGUGAUUGGCAGACAGGGUUCCGUCAACAUCACCGUUUACGCGAAUCCCAAGCCGGAUUUCAAAUGGAAAAUAGGUGACGAGGUGAUCUUCGCCGGUCAGACUGACGAGACCAAUCGAUUGCAGACUUCAACCGCGAUCGACAUGGGAGAUGGAGGAUGGGGCCUGAUUUUGUCCAUCAAUAACGUUCAGAAGUCCGACACGGAGAAGGAAUACAUACUGGAGGCGCGCAACGACUUAGGAUCAGAAAGUUAUAAGCUUAUAUUGUCGACAUCUUCAGAACCAGCGGGCUUUGAUUUGGACGCUGGAUCCAUCAUCGGUAUCGUCGUGGGUGUCAUGGUGCUCGUACUCAUUAUUUUCCUCAUAGUCUUUGCACGUGCGACCGGCCGCUGGUGUUUUGCAGGUCGCUCGUCCACCAGGAAUCUCGGGGAGUCAAGCGACACUGAGAGCGCCGGCAGAUAUUCCCGGUCUGAGGUAGACGGCUCGUCAUCUCGGGGCCGACGAAGACCGAGGAUCAAUCUGUCUCGACUGUUCGGACGGAAUAAGGAUAAGGUAUCGGGCGCGGAUACGGACACGAUGAGGACUGUUGUCACGAUCGACGACGAAAAGCUUCAGACGGCCGAGGCGGUCGCGCAGGAGGGUAAGACGAAUCCUCCGACGAGCGAGGGUGGAAUAGUGUACGCGGAACUGGAUCUCACGCAGCAACAACAGGGUGCCGCACCUCGCCGGCUCAACGAGGACAAGACGGAGUAUGCGGAGAUUUUGUACACGAAACCGGAAGCUGAGGAAGCGGCCGACAAGUAACCGCGAGUCCGUUUCCGUGGAAAAUAAUUAGACGUAGAGGAUCGCGUGUUACCCGCGUUUCGCGUCUUAGGGACGGUUAGCCUUCUUCCGUGAAUGAUGAUGAGGAUUGUUUUUGUACUUGAACGAAGCGAAAACAGAAUGAACAUGCAACGUUUGUACGUGAGUUUUUUUUUUCUAUAGAGAGAGAGAGAGAGAGAGAGAAAGAGACAGAUAUAUUUCGUUUCGAGGCACUAUUUACUAUCUCAUUUCGUUGAAGAUAAAUCUUUCUGUCAUCCGCACUGUGUUUUCGCGCCAAAAUGAGCGUGCAUCUCUCGACGAUCCCCAAGUCCCGGCGAUUGUGUGAGAGAUAAUCAGUUUACGGUAAGUAAAUUUUACGAUAAUAGGGCGAUGCUUCGGUCUGUCCUUCGAUGUACGUGCCGUGCCUACGCGAUCGAUAAUCCUUGAAGCCGAAGGGCGGGAAAAUGUCUUCACCUUCACCGACUUCAGCCCGAGCGGCUGAAAAAUAUACCACACGCUCAAUUACCUCUCAUAAAUCUAUAACACGCCGUUCCGUGAAAAAAAACGAUAUGUGCGAGCGGCACUACAUUAUUUCGCCUGUAAUUUGCAUCUCGUUGAUCAAAAUCUGUUGAGAGGCGAAACCGUUCUUUCCGCGACCCAAUUAUUGCGUCAGCCGAACUUUUCCCACAACCACGGAAAUGUCACACCUCGUGUACGAGUGUUUACGAGAAACGUAAUAAUAAUAUUAUUAUUGGAAGUAAUAUUUCAGUUAUAAUAUAUAAUUAUUACAAAAAUA